UAUUGCUCCCAUUCAUCCUCGUCCUCCACGAGCCUGGCUCACAGGCUGUACGUCGUGCGUCGUCGUCGAUGGCUGAUGAUGAGGCGGCUCCCGCUCCAGCUCCGGCUCCGGCUCCGGCGCCGGCGGCGGGGCUGAAGGAGAGCAUCGCGGCGCUAUACGACGAGUGUUCGGGGCCGUGGGAGCGCUUGUUGAGCGACCACAUUCACCACGGCUUCUACGACGUGGGCGAGGACGCGUCGUCCAACGCCGACCACCGCCAAGCCCAGCUCCGCAUGAUAGAGGAGUCGCUCGCCUUCGCCGCCGUCCCAUCUCCAGAUGAUCCCAAGGCACCAAAAAACAUAGUAGAUGUUGGAUGUGGACUUGGUGGUAGCUCAAGGUACCUGGCCAAGAAAUACGGAGCACAGGUCAAGGGGAUCACGUUGAGCCCUGUUCAAGCUGAAAGAGGAAAUGCUCUCGCUGCAGCGGAGGGGUUGUCCAAUCAGGUUACUGCUCAAGUAGCUGAUGCUCUGCAGCAACCGUUUUGUGAUGGGCAGUUCGAUCUCGUAUGGUCCAUGGAAUGUGGCGAGCACGUGCCGGACAGGAGAAAGUUUGUUAGUGAGAUGGCACGCGUCGCGGCUCCUGGAGGGAGAAUAAUCAUCGUGGCAUGGUGCCAUAGGAACCUCGAACCAUCUGAAACCUCGCUGAAACCCGAUGAACUGAGCAUCCUGAAGAGGAUUUGCAAUGCAUACUACUUCCCGGAGUGGUGCUCAGCUUCAGAAUAUGUCAACAUUGCCAAGUCACUGUCUCUCGAGGAUAUCAAGACAGCUGAUUGGUCGGAGAACAUUGUCCCGUUUUGGCCCGCUUGUAUGAAAUUAUUACUAAGUUGGAAGGGCCUCACCUCUCUACUGACGAGUGGAUGGAAGACGAUCAAAGGGGUGAUGGUGAUUCCGCUGUUGAUCCAGGGCUACAAGAAGGGGGUCGUCAAAUUCGCCAUCAUCACCUGUCGCAAGCCUGGAGCAGCGUAGCAGAGGAACUUACUGUCACAACGCCUCUGCCAAGUCCAAUAAUGUGGAUCCGUGGCCCCAUGGCCGUCUACUUAUCUAUACUGUACUUGAAUCAAUAAUCUCCUUGGACAUAUUUGCCAUGACAUGUCAAAUAAUUUCUACACGACUUUUGAUUUAUGGAUCAAAAAACUGUUGCAACCUUGCUCUUCUUGUUUUACUCUUUUUUUAUCUUUUUUUAUUUCCUAAGUUGUUGUACUGUGUUUUCCUCUUUUUAAUUUCAAUAAAUCUCCUAUAGGGGCUAAGGCCCCUCCAGUUCUUUUUUUAAAAAAUAAUUUUUACCACUUGUGGAGA
Molecule: messenger RNA, 1334 nt
Organism: Sorghum bicolor (sorghum)
Lineage: Eukaryota; Viridiplantae; Streptophyta; Magnoliopsida; Poales; Poaceae
Product: probable tocopherol O-methyltransferase, chloroplastic
Exons: 6
Coding region: 69-1004 (311 amino acids)
Biological process (GO): methylation
Molecular function (GO): S-adenosylmethionine-dependent methyltransferase activity
Source: RefSeq, a predicted model, not a curated record